Messenger RNA from Lepus europaeus (European hare), 7166 nucleotides. Its product is annotated as tetratricopeptide repeat protein 38-like. The record is from RefSeq and is a predicted model, not a curated record. The transcript has 17 exons. Gene Ontology annotation, molecular function: protein binding. NCBI's taxonomy places the organism in Eukaryota, Metazoa, Chordata, Mammalia, Lagomorpha, Leporidae. The coding region runs from base 4723 to 6225 and encodes 500 amino acids.
CAAAGCGGCAGCACGCAAGCCGACCAACAUGGCCAAAGUUUAUAAUAUAAAGCAGGGAGAAAACGAGAGCCCCUAAGCUUAUCUAGAACGGCCGCUAGAGGCUUUUCACCAAUAUAUGCCCUAUAACCUUGAGGCAGAGGAAUUGGCUCAAAUGAUAAUGUUUGCAUACAUUAAUCAGGCAGCACCAGACAUAAAAAAGAAACUACAGUCUCUAGAUAGAUUAGGUGAAAAACACCUUUGAGAACUAGUGGCAGUGGCAGAAAAAGUUUUUAACAAAAAACAAAACAAAACAGGAAAACAAAAAAAGAAGAAAAAGGAGACAGGAAAGGAGCUUAGUGAGGCUCCUGACACAGCAACAGCACAACACCGGGAGGAAUUACAUGAGAUUCUCACUGCCGCUGGCACUGGGACAACUAAGCCACCUACGGGAGAGAGCAAAGGACCACGGCACCGUAAUCCUAAGGUGGGGGAAAAUCAAUGCGCCUAUUGUAAGGAGGAGGGGCACUGGGUCAAGGAUUGCCCUCUAAAAAAGGGGCGGCCCCUGCCAGCUCGGGUCCUUCUGGCAACCUUGGAGAAGGACAGCGACUAGGGGAGAUGGGGCUCAGACCCCCUCCCUGAGCCUAGGGUAACCCUAAAAGUAAAGGAAAAGCCAGUAAAAUUCAUGGUAGACACAGGAGCUAAGAAUUUAGUUCUCUUAACUCCUGGAGGGUCCAUGUCUGAUAAGACAACUUGGGUCUAAGGGGCCAUGGGCACCAAGCCCUAUAAAUGGACUACCCGAAGAACGGUAGACUUGGAGUGGGUUGGUAACCCACUUGUUUCUGGUCAUACCUGAAUGCCCCUAUCCCUUGUUGGGCUGUGAUCUCUUGUCUAAAAUGAAAGCUCAAAUUCACUUUUCAGACCACAGGGCGCGACUGCUCCAUGAUGAUGGGCAGCCAAUUCGGGUGCUCAUUACCAGUCACUUAACUGAAGAAUACCGACUUCACUGGGAGCCUCUCACCCCGGAGACAAAAAUAAAAAACUGGCUCCAAGGAUUUCCAUUAGCGUGGGCUGAAACCAGGGGUAUGGGACUGGCCAAGCACCGACCCCCAGUGUAUGUGGAGCUCAAAGCAUGUGCCAACCGGUAAAGGUCCACCAGUACCCAUUGCCACUACAAGCAAAAGAGAGAAUAACUCCUCACAUCAGGAGGUUGCUGAAAUUGGGGGUCUUAAAGCCUGUGCAGUCUGCCUGAAACACCCCCUUGCUGCCGGUAAAGAAACCACACUCCAAUGACUACCGGCCAGUCCAGGACUUCUGAAAGGUAAAUAAGAGGGUAAUAGACAUUCACCCUGCAGUUCCAAAUCCUCACACUCUCCUUAGUACUCUGCCUCCAGACAGGAAGUGGUACAUCGUCCUGGAUCUAAAGCAUGCCUUUUUCAGCCUGCCAUUGGCUCCCAAAAGCCAAAUGUACUUUGCUUUCGAAUGGCAGGACCCUAAGAUCGGGAUAAGUGGCCAGCUGACUUGGACAAGAUUACCCCAAGAAUUCAAAAAUUCUCCGACUACUUUUGAUGAGGCCCUACAUGAAGACCUGAAUGAGUAUUGAACCCUAAAUCCUAAUGUGAGUUUGUUACAGUACGUGGAUGACCUGUUAAUAGCGGCUGCAGACCAGGAAACCUGCCUAAGAGGAACUGAGAACUUACUGCAGACUUUGGGGGAUUUGGGAUAUCGAGCCUCUGCCAAAAAGGCUCAGAUUUGCAGAUCAAAGGUGACAUACUUGGAAUACUUGCUUGAAGAUGAUGGCUGGGGUGGCUCUCCUGAUGUGUAAAAAGAAAUCCCAACCCCAACCCCCACCACCAUCUGGCAGGUAAGAGAAUUCCUGGGCACACAGGAGGGUUCUGCCACCUCUGGAUUCCUGGGUUCACAAAAAUAGCUAAGCCCCUGUAUGAAGCCACCAAGGAGAGGCCGGGUUUUAGUUGGAAUGAGCAACAACAAAAAGCAUUCAACCUCCUCAAGAGAAAACUCCUGGAAGCCCCUGCCCUGGGACUCCCCAAUGUGACUAAACCCUUUUACUUGUUCGUGGAUGAGCAAAAGGGUGUCGCGAAAGAGGUGCUUACCCAGACCGUGGGGCCAUGGUAAAGACCAGUGGCUUACUUGUCCAAAAAACUGGAUCCGGUAGCUGCCGCAUGGCCUCCGUGCCUCCACAUCAUAGCUGCAGUGGCCCUCUUGGUAAAGGACACUAAUAAGUUGACUCUGGGACAGAAUUUGACUGUGGGCACCCCUCAGGCCUUGGAGGGUGUCCUCAAACAACCACCAGACCGGUGGCUAAGUAAUGCAAGGGUGACUCAUUAUCAAGCCCUGUUACUUAACCCCGCUAGAAUAACUUUCCAGGUUCCCACAGCUCUCAACCCAACCACGCUGCUACCGGACCCUGCGCUGGAGACUUCUCUACACGACUGUGCUAGCAUACUGGCCCAGGCUCACUGCGUUCCACUGGACCUGAGGGACACUCUGUUACCCUACGCAGAAGCCCCCUGGUUCACUGAUGGCAGCAGCUUUAUGCAGGAUGGCCAGAGGUAUGCGGGGGCAGCAGUCACCACCACCACUGAAACCAUCUGGGCAGAACCCUUACCCUCGGGGACAUCAGCCCCAAGGGCGGAACUAAUAGCCCUAACAAUGGCCCUUAAAUAGGCAAAGACAAAAAAUUAAAUGUCUAUACAUAGCCAGCCGGUAUGCCUUCGCCACUGCCCACAUCCACGGGGCUAUUUAUCAGGAAAGGGGCCUGCUGACUGCAGAAGAAAAGACUGUCAAAAACAAACAAGAGAUCUUGAGUCUCCUUGCAGCCCUAUGGGGACCCAAAAAACUGGCAAUCAUUCAUUGCCCAGGCCACCAAAAAGGCUCAGGGCCUAUCCAACUGGGAAAUAACUUGGCAGAUAAGGUUGCCAAAGAAAUAGCUGAAACCAGGAAAAUUACUCCUGUCCUGGUGGACCCGGGGCGUGAAAUUUGCCAGAGACCCCCCAAUACACCCCUAAAGACCUAAUCUGGAUAAAUGACCAACCCAUGGCCCACCUAGACAAAGGCUGGUGGAGGACAGCAGAUGGACCAGUCAUCCUACCGUACAAAUUAGGCCAGACCAUUUUAAGGAAAAUCCAUCAGGCUUCCCACCUGGGAACUAAAAAGAUGCAGAACCUGCUCAAGCAAUCCGACCUGAGAAUACCUGAUGACAACUACCUUAUCAAAGAGAUUGUUUCCAAGUGCAGUGCCUGUCAGUUGACUAACGCUUGUUUGGCCCCCAACAGUUCAGGAGCAAGAAUUAGGGGAACCCGACGGGGUACGUACUGGGAAGUUGACUUUACUGAAAUCAAAUCAGGAAAAUUUGGCUAUACAUAUUUAUUAGUGUUCAUAGAUACUUUCUCUGGAUGGACUAAAGCCUUCCCCACAAAACAUAAAACUGCCAACGUGGUAGCAAAAAAACUGGUUGAAGAGAUCGUGCCCAGGUAUGGAUUUCCCACCAUGAUCGGGUCAGACAACGGUCCAACUUUCGUCUUAAAGGUAAGCCAGGAAAUAGCCACUGCCCUGGGGGCAAAUUGGAAAUUACAUUGUGCAUACCGGCCCCAAAGCUCAGGACAGGUAAAAAAAAUAAAACUCUAAAAGAGACCUUAACUAAACUGGCCUUAGAGACUGGCGUGGACUGGGUAACUCUCCUUCCCUUUGCUCUGUUCCGGGUUAGAAAUUCCGCUUAUCAGCUAAGCCUUACUCCUUUUAAAAUUAUGUAUGGUAAACCCCCUCCCCUAAUACCUAGCUUACAGUCUGAUUUGAUUGCUACUCUAGAUGACCAGGAUGUCCUGGAUGCUGUGCGUCAGCUCCAGCUAAUGCACCAGGAUAUUUAGCCUAAAUUAAAAGCUGUAUAUAAAACUUCUUCUCCUACCCUUCAUAAAUUCCAGCCGGGGGAUUGGGUUCUGAUUCGGAGACAUCAUCACAAAACUCUCGAGCCUCAAUGGAAGGGUCCCUUCACCAUCCUCAUGACAGCUCCCACGGCUCUCAAAGUAGAUGGGGUAGCCGCAUGGAUCCACUACUCUCAUGCCCGGCUGACGGACCCGCCCGCUCCUCCUGAACAUCCUCAAACAUCUGUCCAGCCCACUGAGACUCAAAUUGCGCAGAGAUGGGGGCCGAUCCCAAAACCCUCCCAGCUAGCUUUGAUUUUCCUUUUGCUCUUGUUUUUCUUUUCCUUCCGUCAAGCUUCGGCUGUAAGUAACCCUCAUCAACCGUACCGGUGGGUACUGAGUAGACACGGCAAAGCUCUACAAUCACAGAUCGGACCACUUGGUGGGCCAGCGGCGGCAUCUUUUGUAACGACCCUUUGUGCCCUAGCCCCUCUCAGCUGCUGCUUAGAUGCUAAGGACUUCUCUGUGUGCCCUGCUUCAGGACCGACCUACCGAAACAGUCCCAGUCACUAUUUCUGUGCCAAUUGGGGGUGGGGAACAAGAGCAUCAAACUGGGUACUGAAACCAGGAAAAGAUCCAAAUAUCAAGACUCGUUUCACCGGUGCAAACCAGCGAGGAAACUGGAAAUCAGAGGGGCUGUGAGGUCAGACUCCGGUUUACUGUGCUCCUCCUCUUCUGGUCUCUAAGGGUGAAGGCUCACAUCAUUCAUGUUGAUUCUAGCUUCGCUGCGCCCUGGGAGGAAGCAAGGCUUAAAAUCUGAUGAAGUCCGUCUGCUCCUUCUGUCGUCGCUCAUCCUCUAGGUGUGAUGUCUGAGGAUCCACAGCCACACUCAAGAUCAGGAAGGAGCGCUCCUGUUUCCUUAAGGCUGAGGCUGCACUUGGAUCCUGGAACUGCAACCAUGAACACGUCCUCUCCACUGCGCGACUGCCAGGCCUGGAAGGAUGCCGGGCUGCCGCUCUCCACCACAAGCAACGAAGCCUGCAAGCUGUUUGAUGCCACUCUGACGCAGUAUGUAACGUGGACCAAUGACAAGAGUCUUGGCGGCAUCGAGGGCUGCCUGGCGCGGCUCAGAGCAGCAGAUCCGAACUUCGCCAUGGGCCAUGCCAUCUCUGCCGGCCUCAGGCUGAUUGGCACUGGAAGCUCCAGGCAGCUGGACAAAGAGCUGGACCUUGCCGUGAAGACCAUGGUGGACGUGUCGAAAGCGCAGGCCCUGACCCAGCGGGAGCAGCUGCACGUGUCUGCCGUGGAGACAUUUGCCAACGGGAACUUCCCGAAGGCCAGUGCCUUAUGGGAACAGAUUCUCCAGGACCACCCGACGGAUAUGUUGGCCCUAAAAUUCUCCAAUAGUGUCUAUUUUCACUUGGGCUACCAAGAUCAGAUGCGAGAUUCCGUUGCUCGAAUUUACCCCUUCUGGUCACCAGAUGUCCCCCUGAGCAGCUAUGUGAAAGGCAUCUAUUCUUUUGGACUGAUGGAAACCAACUUCUAUGAUCGGGCGGAAAAGCUUGCCAAAGAGGCUCUGUCUAUCACCCCGACGGAUGCGUGGUCAGUGCACACCAUGGCCCACAUCCACGAGAUGAGAGCAGAGGUGCAGCAGGGUCUGGAGUUCAUGCAGCACUCAGAGGCGCACUGGAAGGACUCGGACAUGCUUGCCGGUCACAAUUACUGGCACUGGGCUUUAUUCCUGAUUGAAAAGGGCGACUACGAGGCGGCACUGACGAUCUACGACACCCACAUCCUGCCCCGACUGCAGGCCAGUGGCACAAUGCUGGACGUGGUGGACACCUGCUCCAUGCUCUACCGCCUUCAGAUGGAAGGAGUGUCCGUGGGCCGGCGCUGGCAGGAUGUCCUGCCUGUGACCAAGAAGCACACGAGUGAUCACGUCCUGCUGUUCAAAGACGUGCACUGCCUCAUGGCCUCGCUGGGUGCACGGGAUGCCAAGACCACGCAGGAGAUGCUGACCACCCUGCAGGAGGCCAGCAAGUCCCCAGGGGAGAACUAUCAGAAUCUCCUGGCCCGAGACGUGGGGCUGCCCCUGUGCCAGGCCAUGGUGGAGGCGGAGGCCGGGAAUCCCGACCGUGCUCUCGAACUGCUUCUGCCCAUCCGCUACCGGAUCGUCCAGAUCGGAGGCAGCAAUGCCCAGAGAGAUGUCUUCAACCAGAUAAUGAUUCACGCGGCCCUGAACUGCACUUCCAGCAAGCACAAGAACGUGGCCCGGAGCCUUCUGAUGGAGCGGGACGCCCUGAAGCCCAACUCGCCCCUGACCGAGCGGCUCAUCCGCAAGGCCACCGCCGCGCACCUCAUGCAGUGAGCGCGCCCGGCCACCUCGGCCUGCAGGACCUCCGCAGGGGGCUGGCCAGCCUCAGCCCAGCUGCCCUCUGGGCUGAGCUUAGGAAACACCUGCUGUAAGCCCGCAGUUCUACAGGAGGACACAGAUCUCAAAUGCGAUUCAGAAUCUUAGGGCCAGCAUGCAUUGUUAAGCAGUCAGAACCAAUGGGUGCUGCUGUGUUCUACUUGCCUGCAACUAGGUUUUCUUAGGGCUUGCUUUUGCUCCUGCUUCAGGGUUGCUCCAGCUUGGGAGGAAGGGCAGAGGUAGGGUGGGCUCUGCGGGGGAGCAGUCUCCCAAACACAGGUCCUGUCCACGGCCUCCUCCUGCUCCCCCCACCACCUCUCCCUGAGAACUCCUUGGGUUCCAUCUUCCUGGUGCUCUGGACAGACUCUGUUGUCACAGCCGCAGAGGCCUGCCUGUCCUGGCUGCCUCCCUGCCUUUGGCCUCAGGCCCUGCUGGCUGCACCCACUGCCUCCUGCCCAGCUCUGCAGGGACGACCUGGAGGCCCCAGGGUGGAUUCGGCGGUGCUGACUGGAGCUCAUUCCUCUAUUUCAACUGUCAUCGGACACGGCUUCCCCGUCCUCUCGGAGUCCAAUGCUGUGAGGGCACAAGAUGCAAUUCAGGGCAGCUCUGCUGUGGCACAAACCAAAGCCCGACACGAGGCUGUGACAAGGCCUGAGCUGUCGCCUGAAUGCCAGCUCUGCUCUGCUUGCUGUCCUCACCCUGGCUGAUGUCCCCACGCGUGUGCUGAGCAGCUGUGCUGCUCUCGGCCUCCUGGAAUGGGGCUCUGAGUGCCACGGUGGCACUCAGUUCCCACUGAAGUUAGGGGGCACGUGCUGGGCAGGCAGAGGAAGCCUCCGAACCUAGUCGGCCCUCACGCUUUGCUCAAGCUCAUGCAAAUUUUAAGAAUUAAAAUAAUGUGG